Molecule: messenger RNA, 1251 nt
Organism: Metopolophium dirhodum (rose-grain aphid)
Lineage: Eukaryota; Metazoa; Arthropoda; Insecta; Hemiptera; Aphididae
Exons: 3
Coding region: 1-1251 (416 amino acids)
Source: RefSeq, a predicted model, not a curated record
AUGGUACCAGUCCAAGGGCAUUUAUUACCCAUUAAACAAAAUUUAAAACUGUUCUUUGAACUUCCGGGAGUUUAUAAUACAGCCUUAGAGUAUACUGAAAAUGCUAUGAAACAAAAAAAUAUUCUUACAUCGUUUUUAAAUGGUAGUACUUGGAAGACAAUUAAGUGUAAAUUUUUUGAUAAAAUAGUUUUUCCUAUUUUCCUUUACUACGACGAUGCUGAAAUGGGAAAUCCAUUAGGGUCACAUUCAGGAAUUCAUAAAAUGGGAUGUGUAUACUAUUCAGUACCUGCUUUUCCUCCUGAGUAUUUAUCGUCCUUAGAUAACAUAUUUCCCGCCUUUUUAUUUCAUUCUUCGGACAGAGGAAGUUCAAAGUUUAAUAAUAAAAUUAUUUUCGCUUCUCUGAUUAAAGUAUUAAUAGAUUUGCAAGAAAACGGAAUAUCUAUUUCAGUAAAUUCAGUGAAUGUUCAGAAAAAUUCACCACCUGCAAUUAACCAAAAUAAUUUGAAUAAUGGUUGUAUAAUUAUGUCAUCUUCAGAGAUGCUUUGUUUAGUUCGAUAUUUUGGAUUAAUUGUCGGUGAGCUAAUUCCUAUUGAAACUGAAGUUUGGAAAUUAUAUUUAAUGUUACGCCAAAUUGUUGAUAUUUGCUGUUCGAGAAAAAUUCAACCUGAAUGUUCUUUUUUAUUAAACAAUAUAGUUGCUGAACAUAAUCGGCUAUACUUAUUAUUAUCUCAAAGUACUCUAAAACCUAAAUUCCAUUUUUUAACCCAUUAUGGCAGUCUAUUACUUAAAAAUGGGCCUUUAAUAUUGACUUCUUCAAUACGCUUUGAAGCAAAACAUAAAAUUUUAAAAGCUUUUUCAAACUCAAUACCUUGUCGAAUCAACCUUGGUUAUACCCUUACAAAUAAGCUUCAAUUGCAAAUGAUAAAUCGAUAUUUUACACAAACUGGUUUAAGACCAGAUUUAAAAUUAGGUCAAAGUUGUAUUAUUUUCCCAACUGUUGAAAUACCAUCUAGUUUCUUAAAGCAAUUACCUAUUGAAUUAAAAUCAUUUGUAUCAUGGAUGGAUUUUAAAGGUGUAUCCUAUAGAGUUGGUAUGGUUUUAGUAUUAGAAGUAACAUUAGACAGUUUGGAAUUAAAUUCUGGAUUGCAAAUUUUUGGUAGUUAUUUAACUAAUUUGCCAGAUCCAACUCCUACUGUUAUUAGAACUUUAGCUAAUGGAACUCUGUUUGUAUCAUUAAGAUAUGCAUUGUAA